Plasmodium falciparum 3D7 is the source of this 828-nucleotide messenger RNA. RefSeq names its product histidine-rich protein III (gene HRPIII). The record is from RefSeq and is a predicted model, not a curated record. Lineage: Eukaryota; Apicomplexa; Aconoidasida; Haemosporida; Plasmodiidae.
AUGGUUUCCUUCUCAAAAAAUAAAAUAUUAUCCGCUGCCGUUUUUGCUUCCGUACUUUUGUUAGAUAACAAUAACUCCGAAUUUAACAAUAACUUGUUUAGCAAAAAUGCAAAAGGACUUAAUUCAAAUAAGAGAUUAUUACACGAAAGUCAAGCACAUGCAGGUGAUGCCCAUCAUGCACAUCAUGUAGCUGAUGCCCAUCAUGCACAUCAUGUAGCUGAUGCCCAUCAUGCACAUCAUGUAGCUGAUGCCCAUCAUGCACAUCAUGUAGCUGAUGCCCAUCAUGCACAUCAUGCUCACCAUGCAGCUAAUGCUCACCAUGCAGCUAAUGCUCACCAUGCAGCUAAUGCUCACCAUGCAGCUAAUGCUCAUCAUGCAGCUAAUGCUCACCAUGCAGCUAAUGCUCACCAUGCAGCUAAUGCUCAUCAUGCAGCUAAUGCUCACCAUGCAGCUAAUGCUCACCAUGCAGCUAAUGCUCACCAUGCAGCUAAUGCUCACCAUGCAGCUGAUGCUAAUCACGGAUUUCAUUUUAACCUUCACGAUAACAAUUCCCAUACUUUACAUCAUGCAAAAGCUAAUGCUUGUUUUGAUGAUUCUCACCAUGACGAUGCCCACCAUGAUGGAGCACACCACGACGAUGCCCACCAUGAUGGAGCACACCACGACGAUGCCCACCAUGAUGGAGCACACCACGACGAUGCCCACCAUGAUGGAGCACACCACGACGAUGCCCACCAUGAUGGAGCACACCACGAUGGAGCACACCACGAUGGAGCACACCAUGAUGGAGCACACCAUAAUGCCACUACGCAUCACUUACACCAUUAA